GAAUGCCGCAAGCUUCCGCGCGGUUUGAAAAGAAGGCUAGGUUACUAUUUCUACGGCAGAGAAGGGUGAUAUGGAAGAUAAAUGUUGAAGAGCGGCAAGGAAAAUGGCGAAGAGUCUGUUUAAUAAGGCUGUAGAAGACGCAGCAUUAAGUAUUUCUUUGCGUCAAGAUGGAUCCAGGAGUUUUAAAGAAUUUGAUAAGCCAGACAGGGGGCGUUCUUUUCGAGGACAACCAAGAGGUAGAAGCAGGGGCAGAGGGAGAGGAAGAGGUCGUAGUAGUAGCCACCAUAGAAGCGAUCCUCAUCCUAGGUCGCACUUAGCUGGUGAUGAUGAUGAUGACAUAGACAUGGAUGAAGGAAGCCAAAGAUCUCAUUCAAGAUACAACCCUUAUUCCAGAAGACCUCCAUCUCGUCGUGGUGACAGAGGAAGUAGUAGAGGUGAUAUAAAGUCUAGACUAGGGAGAGUCCCUGAUGGAGCCACAGGAAGUCAAGGAAAUAAGUCUGAUUGGUAUAAAGUUGUGAUACCACAGGGGAAAAAACACGACAAAGAUUGGCUUAUUAAGAGACUGCAGAAUACAUGUGAAGAGGCCUUCCAACCAGUUAGUUUCCAUUCCUUCAAGGGAGAGUCUUCAGCCUUCUUUGUUGAGGGAAGUAAAGUUGCGGAAGCAUUGAAAAGAGUUAGUCAUAAAAUAACUGUGAAGGAUGGAACAAAGCUGAUAGUAAGUGUGCGUCCCAGUGCUCCACCCCAAAACCAAACCAGUAAUUUUCCUGUUCGUGAAGUUCAUGAUGGUAGCAGCAGAGGAAGUGAUUCAUUAGAGGAUGGCACAAAACAAGUAUUGAAGGAUUGUCUCAGUAAACGUUAUGAUAUUACAACAAAAGCACUUGACCUCUCUGAUUUGUUUCACGAUGAAGUGCUGAAAUUAAAUAAUAUACAAGGAAUACUGGCAAGAUAUUGGCUGGCAUCAGGAAUUGUGAAAAUUAUUGGAGAGAACUGCCCUGAGGUUCAGUCACUUGACCUAAGUAACAAUCGACUGAAGAGCUUGGAUGGCUUUAAGGACCUUGGGAAGGAAACAUCAAACUUAAAGCACAUCAAGAUCUCCAAUAAUCAACUGAGAGCUGUAGAAGAACUGGACAAGAUAAAGUCCUUGAGUCAGCUUCAAACCAUUUCACUUGAUGGAAAUCCUCUUUGUGAUAUAUUUCAAGACAAACAAAAUUCAUAUAUCAGUGCUAUCAGAAGCAGGUUUCCUAAAGUAACCACUCUGGAUGGUCAUGAACUUCCUCCACCAAUAGGAUUUGACCUUCCCUCUGAAGAAUCUCUCCCUGCUUCGAAGGAAAGUUUUUUUGGUGAUCUGGCAGUUAAAGAAAUGGUGCUAAAAUUCAUAGAGCAAUAUUUUAAGAUUUAUGACACAGACAACAGACAAGGCCUUCUUCAAGCUUACCAUGAUCAGGCAAUAUUUUCCAUGUGUGUCAAUACAGAAGCAUUAGGGAAGGAUCGCGGUGGUCAAAGGGCCCCUUCACUUGGUGACUACUUGAAGUACAGCCGAAACUUGAAAAGAGUCGCUGACCCAGAGCGUCGAAGCAGUUUUUUGAAGCACUCAAAACUCUCUGUUGUUGCAUUUUUGAAUGAGCUGCCCAGCACAAAGCAUGAUUUGUCAAGUUUCACUGUCGAUGUUAGUCUGGCCUUGCCUUCCUGCUUGUCCUUUGCGGUCAGAGGAUUGUUCUUAGAGAACUCUAAAACAUUGAGGUCUUUUACAAGAGUAUUUCUCGCUGUUCCUGCUGCUGGUGGAAGCGCGCUGAGUAUAAUUAAUGAUGAGCUGCAUAUUAGCCACGCUUCGCCUUCUCAAGUGCAGGGUGCGGCUGUUGAAAGUACGAUUGCCACCAACAGCACUGAAACGUUACAAGUCAGUUCAGCUGUUCUUGGUUUGACAUCAGCAACUACACAGCAGCAGCAGCAGAUGAUUCUCCAGUUUGCAGAGCGGUCGACAAUGAACGUUGAGUGGUCAUACAAGUGCCUGUCUGAAAAUAAUUGGAACUUCGAGAAAGCCGCAAUGGCGUUUUCUUCAUUAAAGGAUAGUGGUAGGAUUCCGCCUGAAGCUUUUGUAAAAUAACUCCAGGCAAAAUUCAAAGCUGGAUUUAGAUUUUUCAUUUCAUCCAACAGUUCCUUUGCCAACGUCCAUGAUAUUGUUUACAUCUCUCUGAACUGCAUGCUUUAACUUUUGUUGCAGUUGUUGUUGCUAUUUUUAAGCUAUAAAUUCGCGGUCGUUGAAUUUUCUACAGAAUAUCCUUGUAAAUAAUUUCCUCAGCAAAUCAGUAUUAGCCUAGUAAUAGCGUUCAGAACAGCGUAUUUUAUUUGUUAGCAUUUAGAAAUAGACUUUUUAGAACUUUUACGACAUCUGCAACUGAUUUUUCCAGGUAUAUAUUGUUAACCAGAGCUUCACAAGGACCAGUCACCGCUGUAUACACCUCUUGAUGUUAUUGUGAAGAAAUGUUGACAGGAUUAAAGAAUAAAUUGAUAACGAAGUGA
Molecule: messenger RNA, 2520 nt
Organism: Pocillopora damicornis (cauliflower coral)
Lineage: Eukaryota; Metazoa; Cnidaria; Anthozoa; Scleractinia; Pocilloporidae
Product: nuclear RNA export factor 1
Biological process (GO): poly(A)+ mRNA export from nucleus
Cellular component (GO): nucleus; cytoplasm
Molecular function (GO): RNA binding; protein binding
Source: RefSeq, a predicted model, not a curated record